GUUAAAGCUGAUGAAGAAACUGUUGUAUCCCGAAUGCUUCCUCAAUAUCCUGACCCUAAUCAAAUUCAAGGGGGUGAUGGGGUUCAAGCAGUGGCAUCAGCUGCGCAGGAAGGUGGAGAUAAACCCCAUCACGGUGAAUGUGAACACAGCCAUGCCACUGUUCCUCCUCCAGUAGCCCCACCAUCGUGUGGUGAUAUUGGAGGAGCAGGAGCAGGCCCCCUGUCCGUGUCGUCCUCUAUGGAUGGUAUGGAACUCAGUGCCCCUGACUCUUGUGAGCAUGAGUUGGGAGGAUCAGGGGGGGAUGUGAAGCUUGAUUCGAAGUGUUACAGGGAUGAUUAUCAAGUGGAGGCUUGUGGAAGGGGCCCAUCUGCCCCUAUUCGUCCAAGAUUGGCUGAAUUAAAAAAACAAGAACAGGACCAAGAUCCUGGGAGGGGGGCAUGUGCUUUUCCGGUGUUGGAGGUGGCCAACCCUCAUUGUGGUCAACACACGGGACCCCAAGAUGGUGACCCACUGGAUUGUGGACCCACUGUUCUUGUGUGUGGGCCACGGACAGAUGCAGAGAUGCAGACUGCCUGUCAAGGUUUAACUCCAGCCAGACAGAACCCAGUUAAAUGGUUCGAGGAUGUUAAAAAUAGAUUGAGAAAAUUCAUGGCAGAAACAGGAAAGCCAUGGGCAGAAAAAGAACAAGAUGACAUUGACCCGCUAACUAAGUGGAUGCUGAAGCUUUUCAGCGACAAAACUGUUCGGAAAACAUGUAAUCUGCCUAGUGCUCCUUUUGUUUCCCCACAGGAAGGCCUGAAGCCUGGAGACCGAGUGCUGAUUAAAAUCAUCAAAAGGAAAACUUGGAAAGCUCCGAGGUGGGAAGGACCCUACAAAGUGCAACUAACAACCCCCACUGCCGUGAAAAUCCAGGAGAGAGACACUUGGAUCCACCAGAGUCAUUGUAAACUGAUUAAAAACUUUCCACAGCAAGAAGCCCAAUUACCUUCACAGGAACCCCAUAACUAAGAGCUGAUGAAGAUAGCUUUACCAUUUAUAGGAUUGUUAAUCAUAUUUUUCCUUUUUAUUUGUUGCUUAAUACCAUGCCUGCAAUCAAUGUUUCAGAAAAUGAUAGGAACCACUCUAAUCCAAUAUUCAGCUAUCAAUUAUGCUCAACUCCGCCGAGAUGCUGAUGAAGAUAAUGAUGAUGAUGAAGUUAUGUAAUCUUUUACAGGGAUAAUGGUCGCCUCCUCGGGAGGGGCUGGGUAGGAAUUUUUUCUCUAUUGGAGAGUUUUGCCUAC
Cyprinodon tularosa is the source of this 1280-nucleotide messenger RNA. RefSeq lists its product as uncharacterized. The transcript has 2 exons. Lineage: Eukaryota; Metazoa; Chordata; Actinopteri; Cyprinodontiformes; Cyprinodontidae. Bases 34 to 1008 code for a protein of 324 amino acids. The record is from RefSeq and is a predicted model, not a curated record.